This is a messenger RNA of Mugil cephalus (flathead mullet), 2598 nucleotides long. Its product is annotated as profilin-2-like. Bases 242 to 664 code for a protein of 140 amino acids. Gene Ontology annotation, biological process: actin cytoskeleton organization; regulation of actin filament polymerization; positive regulation of actin filament bundle assembly. Gene Ontology annotation, cellular component: cytoplasm. The record is from RefSeq and is a predicted model, not a curated record. Gene Ontology annotation, molecular function: actin binding. Lineage: Eukaryota; Metazoa; Chordata; Actinopteri; Mugiliformes; Mugilidae. The transcript is spliced from 3 exons.
ACGCGGACUACACCCACCCAACCAGCCUGCCUCCCUCCCUCGCUCGCUGCCCCGGCUUUCUUUGCCGCUCCAGCCUUCGAGUUGGCCGACGUCGAAGUGUGGGUUAGACUGGAGACUCUGACGUCCAGACUUUCUUUCACCGCGGUGUCAUUUGUUUGCCAACUUCGCCUCCACAAUUGUAGGGGGUUCUUCUACUUUCUUUCUUUUUUUUUUACACGCUCAUAUCAACGAUUUCCUCAACAUGUCUUGGGACUCGUACGUGCAGAGCCUGAUGAGCGGUGACAACUGUCAGGAUGCCGCCAUUCUUGGGUACAAUGACGGAAACAAAAGCGUUUGGGCAUCGGUUCCGGGUGGUAUAUUCAGCGCGAUCACGACUCAGGAAAUAGAUACCCUUACUGGUCGUGAAAGGCAGUCCUUUUUCACCAAUGGUCUCACCCUGGGCUCGAAGAAGUGUUCAGUCCUCAGAGACAACCUAAACGACGACGGGGACUGGACAAUGGACAUCAGGACAAAGAGCCAAUCAGGAGAACCCACAUACAAUAUCUCUGUGGGAAAAGCUAUCAAAGUUUUGGUUCUUGUAAUGGGCAAAGAAGGGGUCCAUGGAGGCGGAUUGAAUAAGAAGGCUUACUCAAUGGCAAAAUACUUGAGGGAUUCAGGUUUUUAAUGUUUUCAAGAUAAAAUUGAGGGACAAAAAGAAGAAAAAGGAAAUGUUGCUGUUAAGUUUUCCCCAGCAAGCAGUCAACUUUUAAUGGCAAUGAAGAGUGGUAAGAUACUGUGUCAGCUAUGUUCCCCCCUUCAUCUUGUAGGGGGGAGACUCUUCAAUUUCGUUAAUUUCUCUUUUUUUCUUUGUGUGCUCCAGCAUUGGUUUUAGUCAUGGGAAAGGAUGGCACCCAUGGUGGAACUCUUAACAAGAAAGCCCAUGAAAUGGCCAAGUACCUGCGCGAGAAUGGAUAUUAAGCGAUCGCUCCUCUACAUUAAUGCAGCUCACUCCUACUCACUGAAUUGUUUUGGCACUACUUCCACGAUUAGGUAGCAUACAAUGUUACCCAGUCUACUUUUAUACACAGCCUUUUGUUUGCUCAACUGCCCCCCACCCACUUUGUUUUAAGGUCUUCCCUACUUUAAUAUUGUACGUCUCAUGAUUUUGGCACUACAGUAAUGGCAUCGUUUGUCCGUUGAAAUGUUAAUUAAUCAGAGUGUGCAAAAGCAAAAAAAAAAAAAGAUUACAAAGUGUAAUAAAAGUGUUAAACUAAUUUGGACUCGCCUUUAAUAACAUCCACUCCAAGACUGGCUGGUAUUCCAAGAGGAAGUUUAUAUGAAAUUAUGAUAACAGUUCGCAUUGUUAUGAUAUUCUGAGCAUUACUAAAAGAUGCUGGAUUCAUUUGUUUUUUGUUUGUUUUUUUUUUUUUUUAAAUUGGCAUGUGGGCAUUUAAAAAUUGCAUGCAUAUCCUCUUUAGCGUUCAGUUCCCAGCCCUGGUCCCCCUCUGUCCUAGUCUAAUGUUCCAGCCAGAACUAUCUUAUCUGCCUCCAUCUUCAAGUCUUCAUUAAAGAAAUUACAAACGUCCUCUGACGAAGUCCUGUAUGUGUGUACAAAUUCGCCGCCAUCCAGCACAGCUCCUUUUAGCCUCCAUUACAUGCUUUUGCUGUUGUACCUGAAUGUGGUCUUAAAAGUUAAUGAUGUGGUGUCGGGCUGUUGUGUGAGUAUAAGUUCAGCAUUACUGAGAUUGUUAUCAUAUUUCACUACAUCUUGGAGUCCCAGCAGACCAUCCAUGUGAGACAUUUGUCAGUCCUCUUCUGCUAUUUGUAAAUUUUGAUGUAAAAUCACUCCACAGUCGUGAGGUUAUCCCUUUUGGACCAACUGUCAAUACGAUAGGGUUAUCAGAAUUACCUCAGCUUCUUCUGAUGGUUGAUUGUUGGCAUCACCUGUUGACUGUAAAUCUUUAAGACAACUUCAGAUGACUGUAAAAACAAUGUAACUGCUUCUUUAGAGUUCAACACUACAUAAACCUUUUGUCACUAAUUGAUUUGUUGCUAAGUUCCUGAUCAUUAACCAAUGAAAUGGCAGUGUCCUUUUACUACCGUGUGAAUGCAUUUUGACUACUACUACUACUACUACUACACCUCGGCAUUACUUGCCUUGUGCUUUAGUCAUCAAAGGUGUAUUCACAAAUUGUCAUAGUACGGUACUUAGAAGUAUAUUUAAAAGAAAACAAAUGAUGCUGUGUACACUGAACAUAUUGCAAUGGUGUUGGUUGGAAUAAGAACAUUUGUAAGUUGUCUUGUGAAAAUUUUCUGAGAAUGACUGUAUUCUGUGCCAUAAAAUCAAUAUCUGGUCUACUACAUGUUGGAAUUUUUAACUGCUGUCCCAGCAAGAAGUAACGUUUAAUGGCACUUUCCUAAGGGAUAUUUUGACAACUAUAAUCUCCAGACUUUGUGGAAUAAGUACUGAAUUAAACAAACAAAAGAUAAGUUUGCUUUUUUUUUUUUUUUGUCUUUCUUUGAGUUGCAUAUUCCUUCUGCCACCAAAUAUCUAAAAUGCCAUGAAUUGAUGCGACAUCUUGUUUACAGAUGGAUCAAAUAAAAGUUAUUCCAACCAGA